Molecule: messenger RNA, 3952 nt
Organism: Thamnophis elegans (Western terrestrial garter snake)
Lineage: Eukaryota; Metazoa; Chordata; Lepidosauria; Squamata; Natricidae
Gene: ACSL6
Product: acyl-CoA synthetase long chain family member 6
Exons: 21
Coding region: 371-2467 (698 amino acids)
Biological process (GO): long-chain fatty-acyl-CoA biosynthetic process; long-chain fatty acid metabolic process; very long-chain fatty acid metabolic process
Cellular component (GO): endoplasmic reticulum; membrane
Molecular function (GO): arachidonate-CoA ligase activity
Source: RefSeq, a predicted model, not a curated record
UGAAGUGGCUGUGUGAAACCAGGUCCACAAAAGAAUCAGUAGAGCUUGAAGGGCAGUUAAGAGGACAGUGUGGAAAGAUACAACAUGUCCUUGGUCCGAUAGUGAUGUUGACUUCUGGAUUAAAGUCCACAAUGACACUGUAAAAAAGAUGCAGCUCCACCAGGACCUUUCUUAUUGUAGGCUUCUUAGGUAGGUUAAGCAUAUUAGCAAAGAGAUAGUGAGGAUUGUUGACCUUUGCUGCCAAAAGUGAUAUAUUAUAAAGUGUUAUAUUAUAAAGCUGCCAGGACUGGAUUUGUCUUCCUUUCAAGCAAUUGUACAUGACUGCUGUUUCACAGUUAAGCAAGAGGUGGCCAUUUCAGUCUUUGAAAAAAUGCAAGUACAAGAGAUUCUAAGGAAUUUACGCCUUCCAGAAUUUGAAGACUUCAGCCAGUUUUUCCGAAGCCUGCCAGCUUCUACUUUGGUGGGCAUUGGUGCCUUUGCAGCUAUUAUUGCAUAUUGGCUUGUCAAUCGUCCCAAAGCGGUAAAACCACCAUGUGAUCUCCUAAAGCAAUCAGAAGAAAUUGAGGGCAGGAAUAGUGCACGGAGAUCUGUAAUUGGUGACAACGCCCAUUUGCUAACUCAUUACUAUGAUGAUGCAAGGACUAUGUAUGAAGUUUUUAGAAGGGGUUUUAAUAUAUCUGAAAAUGGUCCCUGCUUAGGAUUUAGGAAAUCUAAUCAGCCUUAUCAAUGGUUAUCCUAUAAAGAGGUUGCUGAAAGAGCAGAAGCAUUGGGAUCAGGCUUACUCCAAAAGGGAUGCAAAUCAUCACCAAACCAAUUUAUUGGAGUCUUUGCCCAAAACCGUCCAGAGUGGAUCAUUUCUGAGCUGGCUUGCUAUACCUAUUCCAUGGUUGUGGUUCCCCUGUAUGAUACAUUAGGCCCUGGAUCCAUUCGUUAUAUUAUUAAUACAGCUGAUAUUUCUAUAGUAGUUUGUGAUAAACUUGAAAAAGCCACAGUCCUGCUAGAACAUGUAGAAAGAAAACAAACACCAGGCUUGAAAUUAAUUAUUUUGAUGGACCCCUUUGAAAAGGACCUUAAAGAAAGAGGACAAAGAUGUGGAGUUCAAAUCCAGGCUAUGCUGGAAGUAGAGAACUGUGGUCGGGAAUUCUGGCAUGCUCCUGUACCUCCUCGCCCAGAAGAUCUAUCAAUUGUCUGCUUUACUAGUGGUACCACAGGUAACCCAAAAGGUGCUAUGCUGACUCAUGGAAAUGUGGUGGCUGAUUUUUCAGGUUUUUUGAAAGUGACAGAGAAAGUGAUCUUUCCGAGACAGGACGAUGUACUCAUCUCGUUCCUACCUUUGGCUCACAUGUUUGAGAGAGUGAUACAGUCUGUAGUGUAUUGUCAUGGGGGUCGAAUUGGCUUCUUCCAAGGGGAUAUUCGCUUGCUGUCCGAUGACAUGAAAGCUCUGCGUCCCACCAUCUUUCCUGUUGUACCAAGACUACUCAACAGGAUGUACGAUAAGAUUUUUAGUCAAGCAGACACUCCUGUGAAACGCUGGCUUCUUGAAUUUGCUGCUAAUCGUAAAAAAGCAGAAGUUCAAAGUGGAAUCGUUAGAAAUGACAGCAUAUGGGAUUUAUUAUUCUUUAACAAAAUACAGGCAAGCCUGGGUGGUUGUGUUAGGAUGAUUGUUACUGGAGCUGCUCCUGCUUCACCUACAGUUCUGGGUUUCCUUCGAGCGGCAUUAGGAUGUCAGGUUUAUGAAGGCUAUGGUCAAACAGAGUGUACAGCUGGGUGUACCUUCACCACUCCGGGAGAUUGGACAUCAGGCCACGUCGGAGCACCUCUGCCUUGUAAUUUAAUUAAACUGGUGGAUGUUGAAGAAUUGAAUUACUUUUCUUCCAAAGGAGAGGGAGAGAUCUGUGUCAAAGGUCCCAAUGUUUUCAAGGGCUACUUAAAAGAUAAAGAGAGAACAGCUGAAGCCUUGGACAAGGAUGGCUGGCUUCAUACAGGGGAUGUUGGAAAAUGGCUGUCUAAUGGGACACUCAAAAUCAUCGAUCGAAAAAAACAUAUAUUUAAAUUGGCUCAGGGAGAAUACAUUGCACCAGAAAAAAUUGAAAAUAUCUACAUUCGUAGUGAACCUGUCUCCCAAAUAUAUGUGCACGGAGAUAGCUUACAGGCCUUUCUGGUGGGGAUUGUUGUACCAGAUGCUGAAGUCAUGCCAGGCUGGGCCAAGAAAAGGGGCUUUGAUGGAAGCUUUACAAAUCUUUGCAACAAUAAGGAACUGAAAGACGCUAUAAUGGAAGAUAUGGUGCAAUUAGGAAAAGAAAGCGGACUUCAUUCAUUUGAACAGGUUAAAGCAGUUUCCAUCCAUUCUGAAAUGUUCUCAGUACAAAAUGGUUUGUUGACACCUACAUUAAAAGCCAGGCGACCAGAGCUGAGAGAAUACUUCAAGAAACAAAUAGAAGAACUUUAUUCAAGUAUCUCCAUCUGACAGCACAGGAAGGUUCUUCAGAAUAAUGUACUCUGUAGCAAUAUUAGGAUAAUUUUGAAAAUGUGAAGGAUGCAGUUGACAUGAAUAAGCAUCUGACUUUCCACAUGAGCCUUCUGCUGUCUGAAGACACGGUCACUGAGUAAUUCUUUGCCAUCUAGUUCUAGGUCCUAGAAGAUUGCAUAGCCCAUACUGGACAACCAUUAAACUUUUUAAAAGUUCCACUCCUUGAAAGUAUUUGACAGGACUUUCUUUAUUAAUGCGUACAAAACUCCCUUAGCAAACAGGAAAGAAAUCUGCUUUUUGUGUGACGCUCCUCUAAAUCUGGAUUCAGCCGUGUGAUCUGUAGGAUUUCCAGAUGUCUCUCUGGAUGGGUACUGCUAAGAACUCUUUAGAAGCAGGAGAUUCUUGCCCUGAUUCACAGGUAUACAUCAUGCACGCAUCUUCUUUUUAAGAGUUUGUCCUUCCAAGUACCACUGAGUGCAUAUGUAACCAAGAAUUCCUCAUUGCAACUGAGCUCUUAAAAUUCCAGGGAGAUAUCUGACAAAGGCUAGUAGUCUACCUCAAAUACUCUUUGACGCUCAAAGCCACAAUAAAUCUAUUAACCUGAUACAGAACUGAAAGCUGGAAUUGUGUAAUUGUUCUUUAAAUGGCAGCUGUUAUGCUCUGCAUACAAAAGUUGAAUUUGUUGGGGAUAGUCAAUUCACACACAGGAAUAACUUGUACUUCAUAUGUAUUAAAUAUGCUGAACCUAGUGCCACAUGCUAGAUGAAUAGUAACUUGUGAUUGUCACUAUAGGGCCUCACACUUUCCAAAAUGGGCAAGACUUGUUUACUGGACACACUUUUGAAAGAUGUUGAUUGCUUUCUAUUUUGGCAGCUACCCAAUUGAAAUUUAUAAAAGGAAAUCUAGUUUUUGUGAACACGCUGUAUAACUUUCAUUUAUGCCUUCUACUCUAAAUAUUUUUCCCCACAUAUUUAACAGAAGAAUGGGGGAACUGAGUGCCUGUUUUCCCUUUGCAUUGCUUUAGAUUACACAACAGCAUCUUGAGCAGUUUCAUUUACGUAAAGAUUGCUGAGAUUAUUGGGGACCUAAUAUUUAGCAAAUAUGGAAGGCCUCAGGAUUCUAGCCAUUGACAAGCUUUUUCAAGAGUUCUGCAGAAACUAUUUUAAAAGAUAUAGAGAGGAUGUGGGGUUUCUAAGUCAAUUGGUGGGUCUCAAGUAACAGAUUUAAGGUACUUUAAAGUAGAUUGUUCUCUUCCAUCUUUGGCUGAAUGUACAGUACAUAAACUAGAAAAAGUUUAGUCCUAUAUUUGAGACUUCCUUUCUGUGUUCAGCAUGUGAACAAUUCACUUAAAUCAAUAUCAGAACUUCAGUAAAGAAAUUAACUGUUCUGGAGAAACUAACAAGAAAAGGUUGCUUGACCCAUAUACAUCAGACAUUAGUUCUUCUGUGGAAAUUGAAAACUUAAUACUAUUGGGUUUGAUUC